GCACAACACAUGUGCAAACGACGGAGUAGACCUUUUCGAAACGAGAACGUCACUGCUACACAUCUUGGGCUGUAAUCAAGGAGUAAAAAUCCCGAUUCCAAGAUGGUGAACUUUACAAUAGACCAGAUUCGGGCCAUUAUGGACAAAAAGGCCAAUAUACGAAACAUGUCCGUAAUUGCCCAUGUUGAUCAUGGCAAGUCUACACUGACCGAUUCCCUGGUCAGCAAAGCUGGUAUUAUCGCCAACUCAAAAGCAGGUGAGGCUCGUUUCACCGAUACUCGCAAAGAUGAGCAAGAGAGAUGUAUCACCAUCAAAUCAACUGCCAUCUCUUUGUACUAUGAGCUGUCAGACAACGACAUGACGUACAUUACCCAAGAGAAGGACGGCAAUGGUUUCUUGAUCAACCUGAUCGAUUCACCCGGUCACGUUGAUUUCUCCUCUGAAGUGACUGCAGCUCUACGUGUCACUGAUGGUGCACUGGUCGUGGUAGAUUGCGUCAGUGGUGUGUGUGUGCAGACAGAGACUGUUCUUCGUCAAGCUAUUGCCGAGAGGAUCAAGCCAGUGCUGUUUAUGAACAAGAUGGACCGAGCUCUUCUUGAGCUCCAGCUGGAGCAGGAAGACUUGUACCAAACGUUUCAGCGCAUCGUGGAAAGCAUUAACGUGAUUGUUGCCACAUAUGGUGACGAAGACGGCCCCAUGGGAAACAUCAUGGUGGACCCAUGCAAAGGUACCGUUGGAUUUGGCUCUGGUCUGCACGGCUGGGCUUUCACACUCAAGCAGUUUGCCGAGAUCUAUUCAGCCAAAUUCAAGAUUGAACCAGCUAAGUUGAUGAAACGUCUAUGGGGAGAUCAGUUCUACAAUGCCAAGGAGAAGAAGUGGAACAAAGUUGGUGGUGAGGGGUACGUCCGUGGAUUCUGCCAAUUUGUUUUGGACCCAAUCUUCAAGAUGUUUGAUGCCAUCAUGGGUUUCAAGAAAGACGCAACUGCAAAGCUUCUUGAAAAACUGAGCAUCAAGUUGACUACCGAACAGAGAGAGAAGGAAGGCAAGCCGCUCUUGAAAGAUGUGAUGCGCAAAUGGCUGCCAGCCGGUGAAGCCAUGUUGCAGAUGAUAACCAUGCAUCUUCCAUCCCCCGUUACCUCCCAGAGAUACCGCAUGGAAAUGUUGUACGAGGGACCUCAUGAUGACCCAUGUGCUGUUGCUAUCAAGAACUGUGAUGCUAAGGGACCAUUGGUGAUGUACGUGUCCAAGAUGGUACCAACUACAGACAAAGGUCGCUUCUACGCCUUUGGCCGUGUGUUUGCUGGUACGGUUGCCUCAGGCCAGAAGGUUCGCAUCAUGGGUCCCCACUAUCAACCAGGAAAGAAGGAGGAUCUGUACCUGAAGAGUGUUCAGAGGACCAUUUUGAUGAUGGGACGUUACACUGAACCAAUUGAGGAUGUCCCAUGUGGUAACAUCGUUGGUCUGGUUGGUGUGGAUCAAUACUUGGUCAAGACCGGAACCAUCUCAUCAUACGAGAAAGCUCAUAACAUCAAGACCAUGAAGUUCUCAGUGAGUCCCGUCGUGCGUGUAGCCGUAGAGGCCAAGAACCCAGCCGAUUUGCCCAAACUUGUAGAAGGGUUGAAACGUCUCGCUAAGUCUGACCCCAUGGUACAGUGUACCAUUGAGGAGUCUGGAGAACACAUCGUGGCCGGUGCUGGAGAACUUCACUUGGAGAUUUGCCUCAAGGAUCUUGAAGAGGAUCACGCUUGUAUUCCACUGAAGAAAUCUGAUCCGGUUGUUUCAUACAGAGAAACUGUUGGUACUGAAUCUGAUAGAACGUGCUUGUCCAAAUCGCCCAACAAGCAUAACCGUCUGUUCCUGAAAGCUGCAAAUUUCCCAGAGGGACUCUCAGAAGACAUAGAAAAUGAUGAAAUCACCCCACGGAUGGAAGUAAAAGCAAGAGCACGUUUCCUGGCUGAUAAAUACGAAUUCGAUGUGAACGAGGCCAGAAAGAUCUGGUGUUUCGGACCCGAGGGAACUGGGCCUAACCUUUUGAUGGAUUGCUCAAAGGGAGUGCAGUACCUGAACGAGAUCAAGGAUAGUAUGGUGGCCGGCUUCCAGUGGGCAACCAAAGAGGGAGUUCUGUGCGACGAGAAUGUACGAGGUGUUCGCUUCAACAUUUACGAUGUGACUCUACACACUGACGCUAUCCAUCGUGGUGGUGGACAGAUCAUUCCAACCACUCGACGUGUCCUCUAUGCUUGUAUGUUAACUGCAAAGCCAAGCAUUCUGGAACCAGUGUACCUAGUAGAGAUUCAGUGCCCCGAGUCGGCUGUUGGAGGUAUCUAUGGUGUACUCAACAGAAGACGUGGUCACGUUUUCGAGGAGAACAAGGUGGUCGGAACACCGAUGUUCAUGGUAAAGGCAAACUUGCCCGUCAAUGAAUCUUUUGGUUUCACCGCUGAUCUUCGCUCCAACACUGGUGGCCAAGCUUUCCCUCAGUGCGUAUUCGAUCACUGGCAGAUCUUGCCGGGUGACGUAUUCGACCCCAAGAGCAAACCCGGCGACGUCGUCGCAUCCACACGUAAGCGCAAGGGUAUGUCAGAGGGCAUCCCACCCCUGGACAAGUACUUGGACAAAUUGUAAAUCAAUCAACAGAAUCCAGCAGGAGCAACCAACGACGAUGUGUAAUACUCGUCAUAGCAUAAUAAUGUUACAUCAAAUGUUUAAAACCCUGCUUUAGUGACACUCGCUCAUUUCAACUGUAGUCGACAAAAGUAGUAAUUUAAUUAUUACAUUACAUUUAAAUAUAUACCCAUUACAAGCUAUAUUUUGCCGAACACGGGAAAGCUUUUAGACUAAUUCAACCCGGGUCUAGCUUCCAGCAAAAAUAUUUGUAAAUUAAAAAAAGAAACAAGCAUUUACAGAAAUGCAUUGUCCCUGUGAUAUUGAAUACUGUCGUAUCAGUUGAUUUUAAGAAGACACUUGUCAUAAAAUUCAUCAAAAUACCUUCUUUUUUUUUCUCUUGAAAUUUAAAAUGAGCUGCCUCGGCCUUAAUUAAACAUAGUCAAUAAAAUUAAGGGUAAAGUCAAUUUUAAGUUGCGUUUAAAGACUCUUAGUAAAGGGUAGUGUUAAUCUAAUUUUGUGCGGUGAAAGAUCUUAACUGCGAAAUGAUAAUUAUGUCUGGUACAUCUUGGGAAAUUUAUCGGGUUCCACCAUUUUAUUCAGCGAGAAUGCUGGUAUAAUAUGAUUGAACCACUCUGGUAAGUUUAAUAGGGUGUGAUUUGAGAAGUGUAUUUUAUCGUAUAAAGAUAUAAAUCUGUACUAGUAGGGAUUUCUGAAUCAUUUUCAAACUUGACAGUCGAUGCGUGAUUUUCAAAGCGUGGUGGAAGCUGACUUGCAGGUAACUUUCCAUUGUUAACGUAGUUCUGAGCAUGCUCACAUUACCAAGAACAAUGGAAUUACCUGAUAAGUCUGCUGCCACCUAGUGUUUCAAAAGUCAUUCAGCAGUAAACUUGUUUGUAAAACUUGUUUAUUAAAUUGAAUGAAUCCUUUAAAAAAAAAAACUGAUGCCAAAGUAAAUUUUAAAUCGACAUUCAAUAAAACUAUGAUUGGAUAAAAGGCGUUAACAGUUAAAGUUGGGUGUGUUCAGAUGUCAUCGCAACCCGCUUGAUGCAGCAUUGGUCACACAAAUAAUUUGUACCAACGGUAUAUGUUUCAGAACAUUGCAACUGCUUCAUCUACUUUAAAAAUCAAAUCUGAAUUCCAGUUUGGGAAUCUGAAUUUGUUUUGUUUUCACAAAAUUUAUCACAAACAAAAGUAAUAUGUUUGUCAAGAGUGUUUUGUGCUGUAUCUUGGGUUAUAUUAAAACAAACUUAUUAAAAAAAUAUAAAGCAGAAACGAACAUUUAUUUAUGUUGUAAAGAUUUUCAACAGAAUACUGGUGAACCUAACUGGUCACUUGGCACUGCAAGAUGGUUGAUCUACCAAACAAUAAAAAGCUACUAAGCAAGUAUCUAUUA
Molecule: messenger RNA, 4000 nt
Organism: Asterias rubens (European starfish)
Lineage: Eukaryota; Metazoa; Echinodermata; Asteroidea; Forcipulatida; Asteriidae
Product: elongation factor 2-like
Exons: 14
Coding region: 103-2625 (840 amino acids)
Biological process (GO): translational elongation
Cellular component (GO): cytosol; ribonucleoprotein complex
Molecular function (GO): translation elongation factor activity; GTP binding; ribosome binding
Source: RefSeq, a predicted model, not a curated record